AUGGCUGUUAAAAUUCACAAGCCACGUGCCAGGCCUGUUCUCCUGCUAAACUGUUACCUCCCUGCCUCUAAUGCUGCCAAAGCUGCGGACACUGCUGCCGCUGCAUUUGAGUGGGCUGCAUCCAUUGGUGAACAGUGGGGCAUGAUUGGCGAUUUCAAUUUGACCAAGGAACAUUGGCCUAUGGGAGCAGCUCUGGCCACUGGGCUCUUGUUCGAUAUGGAUGAUGUAGCGGGGCCCCAUGCUUUGCAAGGUACCCAUCGAAACCAUGCCGGUGAACUCACUGGCCGUGUCAUUGAUUUCAUGCUUGCGACCAACGAGUUUUUUCCUGUUUCUCGUGUUCAACAUCAAAGUAUGGCUGACCAUGAUUUGAUUUUAUACGACUUUCCUUGGAAAGACGAUGUCACUCAAUUUUCCUGGCCUGCCCGUCCAAGCCUCCGCCUUGAAAAGGUCAGUUCUGAGCAGUGGGCUAAUGUGUGGAAUGCAUUCAGCUCAACGUUUGACACUGCUCUCGAAGCUAGAGACUCAGAUGCUGCAUGGCAAGCACUGAGCUCCGCAGCCGAAACUGCUUUGGGGGGAACCCCCGAGGCGCCAAAUUUGCAAUCGCUUCUGGAGCGACAACUUCGGCGCUUGGCGCGGAAGGCCCAGCAGAGCCUGCUCCAGCCAAACGAUGUGAAACUCAAAAGAAACUUUUUCUUUUUCAUUGAUUUUCUAAGUGACCAAGUUCCGCUUUUAACGCAGUGCCAGUGGAAUUCCGAAGCCACUGUGCGGUUUCUUUUCGACCUGGCUGACCAAGAGGCCAAAGCGGCCGCGCGUCAGCGCAUCCACGACUGGAAAGACCAAAUCAGUGACGAUGUGCCACGCCUUGCUAGGUGGAUUAAAGCCCGCUCCGAACUGGAUGACAGUGGGAGUUGGUGUUCUGACAGUCCACACCCUCAACUUCAAGCGGAAAAGUGUGCCAGGUCUUGGUUUAAUUUGUGGAAUCCGGAGACUUUGCCUGUGGAUCAAGCGCUUGAUCAAUUCUUGGAAUUUACUCCUGCUUGCCCGAAUCCCUGGCCUUUGCCGUGGAUGGGUCCUUGGCAAAGAUUUCACAAAG
Messenger RNA from Cladocopium goreaui, 1093 nucleotides. Lineage: Eukaryota; Dinophyceae; Suessiales; Symbiodiniaceae. The record is from the annotation of a GenBank genome assembly.